This is a messenger RNA of Sturnus vulgaris (Common starling), 2617 nucleotides long. NCBI's taxonomy places the organism in Eukaryota, Metazoa, Chordata, Aves, Passeriformes, Sturnidae. The record is from RefSeq and is a predicted model, not a curated record.
GCUACUUCCGCAGCCGCUCCUGCUACAUGAGGAAGAGUCUGUCCGUGGACAACCACCUGGGCUCCCUGAGCUACGCCGUGCACCCGGCCGAGAGCAAGGCCGAGCGCGUCAGGACCAAGCUGCGGCGGCAGUUCAGCCUGGGGUCGGCGGACAAGAAGGACUUUUACCAGCCAAAGUCGGAGAGCAGCCUCGCUAGGUUUGCCCACCGCUUGUCGGUGAAGCAGAAGCAGGAGAAGAGAAGGAAAGCUGAGUAUGGCUCAGCCGAGCUGUCUGCCUUCCGGCCCAGGUCUCUGAGCAUUGAAUGGUCAUCCUACCCUAAAAUGACGCAGCAGAUGCGGGACCUGCAGUUGGUGCAGGCCAGGAAGCCACCAGGCCCUUCCUCACCAAACGCAGCCAAGAGGCUUUACCGAAACCUGUCUGGGAAAUUCCGCGUCAACUACACCUCCUUCGACGAGGGCAGCCUGGUGGGACGGGGAGAGAAGGAGAAGCUCCGCAAGUCUUACCUGUUCCAGAGCAAUGCUGCCCUCUUUGAGGCUGUGGAGCUGCAGGAUCUUGACAGGGUGCAGGAGAUGCUGAAGCACUACAGCCCUGAGGAGCUGGACCUCAACACCCCAAACAGUGAGGGGCUCCUGCCCCUGGACAUCGCCAUCAUGACCAACAACGCUCCUAUUGCCAGGGCCCUGCUGCAGGCAGGAGCGAAGGAGAGCCCACACUUUGUGAGCCUGGAAAGCCGCUCACUGCACCUGUCCACGCUGGUGCGGGAAGCGGAGCAGCGUGUCAACGAGCUGAUGGCACAGGUGGUGAACGAGGCGCCCAACGCUGACUGCUCCGAGAAGGAGAAGCAGCUCAAGGCCUGGGAGUGGCGAUUCCGGCUUUACAAACGCAUGAAGGCAGGGUUUGAGCAUGCCCGAGUGCCAGAUGCCCCCAGCAGCGUCCACCUCUCUGUGGCCAGCAGCUCCUCAUUGCAAGUGACCUUCUGGGAGCCCCUGAGUGUCAACUCAGCUGUUGUCACCAAGUACAAAGUGGAGUGGAGCUGCUCCCCCAGCUUCUCACCACUGCUGGGAGAAGCCGUGAUCGACAAGCUGAAGGAGCUGCACUUCACCAUCCAGGGGCUGGUGUCGGGCACGGCGUACCACGUCCGCGUGUCUGCCUACAACAUGAAGGGCUGGGGUCCCCCACAAGCCUCCACACCCCCUUUCGCCAUCCCUUCCAACUGGCGGGAGUACGACGGCCGGGCGCCGCGGCGGAGGGGACAGGCUGAGGCUCUGGACCAUCUGCUGGGCCAGGUGAAGACCGUCCACCAGCACUGCAUUUGCCAUGAACCCUGCAAGAACCAGCCCCAGAGCAGAAAGCAUUCGGUCUCCAAGAGCCUCAAGCACCUCUUCCACCCUGGCAGCAAGUUUCUCAAGACACUGAAGCGGGGCCUCUACCUGACAGCCAUCUUCUACAAGGAUGACAACAUCCUGGUGACCCAUGAAGACCAGAUCCCUGUAGUGGAGAUUGAUGACACCUACUCCUGCCUGCUCAUGCAGGAUUUCCUCUGGCUUACCAAGGUGUCAUGUAUGUGGGACGAGAUCCUGUGGCUGCGGCAGUGUGUCACUGUGUCCCAGUCCUCCUGCUCCUGCAUCCUGCAGACACGCUUCAAGAUGCUGCUGGCCAUCUCGCAGAUGCAGGGGCUGCUGGGCAUCCAGGACCUGGGGCAGGUCUUCUUCGAGCCCAUCAAAGACAAACAGGGCAACAUCCUCAUUGUCACCCUGAAGGAGGUGAAGACCAAUCAGACUUUUGAGAGCGUCCGCUGGGCCCCCAUCUGCAAGCUGCAGAGCAGCCGCAAGUCCGUGUCCUCCCCAGAGGAGCCCAGUGCUCUGGACAUGCUGCUCAUCUCCGUCCAGGACAAGCUGGCUUAUCACCAGCGGAGCAGCCAUGCCCUCUCCCCGGGCCUCUACCUGGGCUACUUGAAGUUGUGCAGUGCCGUGGAUCAGAUCCGAGUGCUGGUGCCAGAGCAGCUCCCCAACAUCCUGUGCCACGUCAAGAUUCGCUCCAACCCCAACAUCUCCAGGGAGGAGUGGGAGUGGCUGCAGAAGACGGCCAGCGUGGAGGAGCAUGUUCCCACAGAGACAGAUGCUGACAGGUCCCAGAACCCCUUGUUUCAGGAGCUCCAAGUGGCCAUCAAGGAGCUGAUGACCCUGGUGAACAUCCCAUUGCAGGAGGCCAAAGACUUCCGUCUGUACAGCCAAGAGGUGCUGGACUUUGGGGAUCAGGUCUCCUUCCUGCUGCUGCUGCCUCCAUCAGACGACGUCUGCACUGCUCCAGGCCAGAACAACCCCUACACCCCUCGCUCUGGCUUCCUCACACUGCCACUGCAAAUCUUCGAGCUGGUUCACUUCUUCACGUACGACCGGGAAUUCAUCAUGCAGUACUGCCAGGUGUCUGCCCUGCUGGAGCUGGAGUCUCUCCUCUCCCAGCAGAGCCUCAGGGAGGCUUUCUCCGAUGCCGAGCUCUCCACCGCCAAGCAGAGGCACCAGCAGGUUCAGGACUACAUCCAGGUAUGGGGUGGGAGCCAGGCUCGACAGUGCCCCUGACCUGCCAGGACUCAGGCAGCAGCAUCUGCACCAGGGGU